AUGAGUACUUUAAAGGCCGCAAGAGCGGAUAAUUUUUACUUUCCGCCAGAUCAGGAAGAUGCUGGUAAACGGUUUAAAAAGCGCCGAGUUGGUAAUCGUAGAGAUGGCCGUGAUGAGAGAAGGGGACCUAUCAUCCGGUUUGAGAUGCCUUUUAAGGUUAUUUGUUUGGAUUGCGGCGCCUAUAUCGCAAAGGGUGUCAGAUUUGACGCUGAGAAGAAGUGUGUUGGAAAGUACUAUACUACUGACAUUUACGCCUUUAAGAUGGCCUGUUUCAAGUGUUUCAGACCAAUUGUAAUACAAACGGACCCAGAACAUACCGAUUACAUUUGCAAAGAAGGUGUUCGGAAGAAGAUUGAACUUAGAGAUGAGUCUCGGGACGAUGUGAUUACCGUUGGCAAAGAUAAUGAAAUGAGAGAUAAUGCUCUAUACAUUUUAGAGAAAAGAGCUGAAGAAACACAGUCCAUUAUAGAUAAAGAGGUAGGUAAGGAGGUUAGUCAGGAUGUUCGGGCUGAAACCAAUGAAAUAAUUGACGAUAGGAAACAAAUUGAAUAUUUGGAAGACUUGAGCGAAUCUAGAAGUAAAGAUUCUUAUUUGGCCAAUUGCGCUCUUAGAAGGAAGUUUAGGACCCAAAAAAAGUUGAUGGAAAAGGAAACACACACUAAUUUCUCAUUACCUCUGCUUAGACCAACUACUGAAGACUUGGAAGAAAGUAAAAAAAUAACUUUUAUAACAGAGUCUAAAAAGCUUAGGUCCCACUUCAAGAGACUAGUUGGUAACGACGACAUCUUCUCUAAAGGUUCGGUCAAAACUGCCUCCACCAUUUCAGUGCCAAACUCUCUAGAAUCUAAGAAGAAGAAGUUACAAUUCAUCAAAUACCUAGAUUCCAAAUCCAAAUACAAAUAA
Molecule: messenger RNA, 903 nt
Organism: Theileria annulata
Lineage: Eukaryota; Apicomplexa; Aconoidasida; Piroplasmida; Theileriidae
Exons: 2
Coding region: 1-903 (300 amino acids)
Biological process (GO): mRNA splicing, via spliceosome
Cellular component (GO): post-mRNA release spliceosomal complex; U2-type spliceosomal complex
Source: RefSeq, a predicted model, not a curated record